CGCGUUGAGACACCUCCACCUCGACCUUAUAGCAAACAUGUCCAUCUGGUGAAACUCGCCAUGGCCCUUCACUCGGAGGUCAGUGAGGUGACGUUGACAGCCUCGCAGACUGUGGCCGCGCCUCUCCUCGCUCCCUCCAGAACCGGCCUCACUGCCCAGGAGGGGGAUGAUGUAGAGAUAUCUGUUCCUCUAGCACCUCAGAGUGGAUCUCCAUCCCACAUUACCUGGACCAGAGGAGAUGUGGAGCUAACGGGGGAGAGAUUCAGCAGCGUCACCCAACGUGGCGCUGUAACUCUGAACGUCCGCAAUGCAACAGUCGGUGAUUCUGGCCGAUACACUCUCUCUGCUCGCAAUGACGCAGGCCAAGCACAUUCCGACUUAUUGCUUGAGGUGCGCACACGGCCAGGCGAUGUCCCUGUUUUUCUCCGAAGACUCAAUGAUCUCGCUGUCAAGGUCGGCACACGCACAAGGUUCCUUGUUGAGGUCCGAAGCCCCACACAGGUUAAGGUGUCAUGGGAGCAAGAGGGCAAGCCCGUGGUGGAGAGUGAAAGAUUCCAUCUGCUCCAUGAAGGCAACUUCUUCUGUGUGGACGUCGCCCCUGUCACUCUGGGGGACGCAGGACUGUGGAUAUGUCGUGCCCACAACUCUAACGGAACAGCCACCUGCUUCUGUCAUCUCAAUGUUCUUGUUCCGAAAGCCUACAAAGCACCCCACUUCAUUGAGGAGCUAGUGGCGAUAUUGACAGAGCAGGGGACCGUCUCAUUGGAGUGUAAAGUGGUGGGAGUGCCAACACCUACUUUGCGGUGGUUCAAGGACAAUCAAGAGAUCAAGGCAGGUGAUGUGUUUGCCCUGAGUGCCAACCCACAAGAUACAACGUCCCUGGGCACAUACACGUGUGAGGCAACCAACUGUAUGGGCCACGCAUACUCUACCAGCCGCGUACACGUGCUGAGCAGCGAGGGUAGCGUACAACCGGUAGAGAGCCUUGUACCCAAAGGGCCAGCACCAGUGUUUUCGAAAGAACUACGAAAUGAUAAAGUAAAAAUUGGUGGGAAACUAUCACUCUCAUGCAAAGUCAAUGUGCCGCCGUGGCCCAAGACCAUCACAUGGUUCAACAAGGCAGGCAUAGUAGAAGGCGGAGGCCGUUAUCAUAUCAUUGAAGAUGGGCUGGGAGCUUACAGUGUUGAGGUUGAUCCUGUGGAGGCCAGUGAUGAAGGAGAGUGGAAGUGUGUCGCAACUAGUGACCACGGAGUGAAGGGCAUCUCUACCUGCAAUGUGUCUGUCUCCUAUCCAAAGAACUACAAGAAGCCAAAGUUCUUAGAAAGCCUAAAGGCCAUCCUGACAGAAGAAGGACUAGUAUCUUUUGAAUGUAAAGUGGUCGGCUACCCGACACCUCAGUUGAGAUGGUUCAAAGACGGCCAAGAACUGAAACCUGGAGACGUCUACCAACUAACCGGAACAAACUCACUAGGAUCAUAUUGCUGCAUCGCAAAGAACUGCAUGGGAGAAACGAGCAGCACGGCUGAGCUGACAGUAGAAGACAUUCAGAGUCAGCUGAGCGCGGAGGAGCGACUACAGCUGUUCAGCAAGAACCAACCUCCGCGCUUCCUACAGGGACUCAAGAGUCUGGAGGCCAAGAUCAUGGACCCACUCAAGUUUACUGUCCAAGUGAGUGUGUCUCCCCAGCCCACUGUGGCGUGGUACAGGGAUGACGAGGAGGUUCAGGAGUCUGACAAGUACAAGAAGGAGCAAGAGACCAAGGGAGUUUGUCAUCUCUCCAUUAAACGGCUGGAGCUCGUGGAUCAGGCCGAGUGGAAGUGUGUGGCCACUAAUGACUACGGCCAGAGUGUAACCUCGUGUUUCCUCAAACUGGCCGUCCCUCGACAUUACAAGAAGCCUCGAUUCCUGGAGAAUCUUCGAGCCGUACUGUCAGAGGAAGGGGCUGUCAACCUCGAAUGUAAGGUGAUAGGCACUCCCCAGCCCACUCUCAAGUGGUACAAGGAUGGUCGGGAGCUCAAGCCUGGAGACAUUCACCGUAUCAUCUCUGGUCAGGACGGGACGUGUUGUCUGGGCACGUACACAUGUGAAGCGACCAACUGUAUGGGCUCUGUGUCCAGCUCAGCCUCACUGCUGGGCUUCGAAGAUCGAGCACAAGUAAAGCCCCAGACAGAGCCACAACGGCCACUACCACCCCCGGCCGCCCACCUGGUGCGACACCCGUCAUUGUCUACCAUCUUGGAGGAGAGGACGUCCCAGCUGCACGACACAGUGGCUAGUGACGAGCGAGCAGAGGUUUCGUUCUCCUUUGAUGGCAAGGAAGUGUCUGUUUCUCUUUAUGAAACACCAGAUCUCACGGAGGAAGAGGCUUUACAGGUGGUCGAGAUGUAUGCAGAGGAGUUGUCAGAACAUAUUUCAGGGUUGCAGGAAGUGAAAAGCUUAGAACACAAUGUUGUGGAGCUUCCUCCCAUGAGAUUUGUAAAAGAGACUUCUCAAUCCGGACAUUUGUUGAUGGAAGCUGUUGUAAUCGAUGUCAGUCCUGAGUAUUACGCUUCUGCUGAAGAUCGUACAGAGGCUGAUCUAGAUGAAUUCUCUAUAACAGAAGACAAUGGCUUCAUGUCACCACAAGUUAUUACACCAGAUGAAAUGCCAUUUGACAAAUUUACCACAGACUUCAUGGAACUUACUGCUCAGUUAGCACAGAAAGCUGCUCCCACCAAACCUCCCAGGAAACGGGGAAAUGAUAACAGUGAAUCUUCUUAUCAUAGUGUAAAAGAAGCAAAACUAUCACCAGAAGAGGAAAGUAGUGAGUUUGCUGAUGCGCUUAGCUCCAUCAAAGACAAAUCCCAAAAAGAAAACUAUAGUAGUGCAAAGAGUGUGAUGGAGGAAAGUGGUGGAUUACCAGCUGGUAGAAUAGAACAAGAACCAGAGUCCAAAAAGACAGAUAUUUCUUCACAAUUGAAAGAUGAUAAGUUAAAUGAGAAUAAGAAAUCGAGGAAAAAAUCAAGAAGCAGAUCGAGAUCUGCUGAAGUUCAAGCAGAUGAAAAUGUUUCUGGAACGUCAACGGAAAAUAAAUCUCUAAAGAGACCAUUGAAGAAAAGAAGAUCAACAGACUCUGAAAAAGAAGAUGAUUCUCUUCGUGAGUUUGAAAGACAAAAAAGCUUAAAUGCUGAUAAAGAAGGAAGUGACCUUGAAAAAUUAGAACUCAAAAGUAGAUUAAAAAAGAAAAAAUCCUCUGAGUCAGAAAGAGAAGAUGAUUCAUUACAAGAGUUUGAGAGUCGUAAGUCCUUUCAUCAAACUGACAAAAAAAGUGAAGCUGAAACUACUUCAAAAUCAAAGGCAAAAUUAGUAAAGAAACAGUUGUCUGAUUCUUCUGGUAGAGAAGAUGAUUCACUAAUUGAAUAUGAAAAGAAGAAAGUAUCAAGUGAGGGCGCUACUGAAAAGCCUCUGAAAUCAGAAAAGCAAGAGAGACAGAAAGCUCCUUUAUACAAAAGCAUUUCCACAGAUUCGUCUGAGAAAGAUGAGGCUUAUGAAGUCGGUAAUGAACAAUCAGAACACUCUAGAAAAAGAAAAAAGAGGUCCCUUAAGAAAUCCAGUCCAACUAAAAAGGAUAAUAGGACUUCAGAAACUAACGUAGAAAUACCUCACUCAUCAGAAGCUGAGUCGUGUGACAGAGAAUCGCUUAAAAAUAAGAAAGUUAUUAGUACCUCUGAUCUAGAUAGAAUGAGAAGUAUGUCUGACCUUGAUAGUAUUGGGGAUAAAUCUAGAGCUCAGGAAGAAGAAGAUCGUUCUGUUGACUUUGAUACAGCAGAAGAUAGUGCCUAUGACAAAAGUGAAAUGUCUGUCCUGGAAUCCUUGACUCAUUCAAUUAAAGAAAUUAAAAAGAGUUUAGUAGCUGUAGAGGAAACAAUUAUUUCUGAGUCCACAGAUGAACCCCAAUCUGCAAUGUCUAGCUUAUCAGCGAUCGAGUCUUUAGCUCUGCCAAUAAACGAGAUUCAGCGUGGACUAAUGGAAGUUGAAAAACAAGCGGAAGAGACUGAAGCUGGACAGUACUCGCCUAGCUCAAUUUUAGAAACUCUAAAAGAACCAAUACAAGAAUUGGGAAGAAACUUAGCUGAAAUUGAGAAAGCAAAGCUCUUAGAAAGUGAUGAAGAAUCCCUCCUUAAAAGGACAACCCAGACUUUAUUAGAAAAAGUGAGUCACCCAUUGCAUGAGCUACAAAAAGAACUUACAUUUAUUCAACAGCAAGCUAUAAUUGAGACUGGUGAACAGAGCUAUUCAGAUGUUCUUCAAUCUUUUAAACCUUCUUUGUUAGUUGUUCAAGGUGGAGUAGAGCAAACAGAAGGUGAUUUUACUAGCAAGUUCGAGGACUUGACAGAUGUGACUGUUUUUCCACAAGGCACUUUUGCUCAGCAAACAGAACAAAUUCCAAGUUCAGUUGAAGAGCUCAAAAUUCAGGAAGUACAUGAGAUAAAAGAACACAAUGUAUUGGUUCCUUCAACUGUACAAGAAUUGGAAGUAAGUUUAGCUGAAACAGCAAUAUCUCUGACUACUCUAGGAACUUUUGAUUUACACAAUGAAUUAGAAGUGCUCUCUGCAAAAUUGGAAAAAUGUUCAGGUAUUUUACGUGAUAAAGUUGAAAAUACCAUUGAUGGGGAAAUAAAAGACAUUCUUGUGUCUGUAGGACAACUUGUUACACCCUUGGAACAGUUUAAAAAUGUGAUUGGAAAAUGUCUAAGGCUAGUUGAUGAAAAUGAUUUGUCCAACAAUCCUCAAGUCAGAUCAUCGAACAUGGUAUUAAAAGCCACGUUAGAGAGCCCUGUUCACGCUUUAGGAAAAUGCCUUCACUUAUUGGAAGCUGUAUCUAAUUUUUCAUCCAAUGAAGAAGUGAGAGGUUUAGGUAUUAAAAUUCUAUACAAACUUUCAUUUCCUUUAGAAGAACUAAAAACAACUAUGAAGCUCACAGAAAAUCUAUCAGAACAUACUUCAAUUGAGUUACUCGUAUCUCCAGUUGAAAACUUGAUUGCUGCAGCUUCAGUUAUUAAUUUGGAAGCAUCGAAAUCUGGUUUUGCUGAGAAUAUUCCAGUUGAAGGUGGAUUUAUUGUGACAGAACUACAUGAUAGUGUUGGAGUGUUACUGAAGUCACUUACAGUAAUGACAAAGUCUCUGUAUUCUCAAAGUAGUUUGCGCACCCUAUCCUCUCUUGUUAAGCCAUUGACCGACCUACAAAACAGCUUGCACAAGAUGGGGAGUAAAAUUAAGACACCUGACGAGUGUAAUACAAUAAAUACAUCAGAGAUAUAUGAUUUAGCCCAGGAAUUAUGUAAGCCCCUGCAAGCAAUCAGAACAGAGUUGUCAAUAGCUCAACACGAAAUUGAACUUGACCAAUAUAGUCAGUUAUCAUUAACCACUGGUCCUAGUAUGGAUAGUGAAAAUGCAAAUACAACAGAGGUUGCUACAAAUAUUGUGCAUCAGUCUUUAGAUCAAAUGCUUAAAAGUGUCCUGACUUGUACAGAGUUUGUUUUGUCCAAAUCACCUAGCGAAACAUUAUAUGUUAGGUAUUUACUCUUUGCUUUGAAUGAGUUGAUUUUACCAGUCAACCAAUUCAAAUCAGGUAUCUCAAAAGCUGAAGAGUGCUUUGCAAAGGAAGACCAAAAGAUAUCUGAGCCGAAUAUUGGAAUUUCUGCUGUUGCUUCAUCAGCAAGUGAACUUCUCAGUGUAUUGUCUGAAUUACGCAAUCAUUCCUUAUAUGCCAGUGGACUCCCUGAAAUCCAAAUGAUUAGACUUUUAUGCACCAUGGAAGAGCCUUUGUUGAAGGUGGAAAGAGGACUGUGCAAAGUCAUCGAACAUACCCCUACAGAUGACAAAAAUAUCUUGAAUAUCAACAUGCUGAAAACCUUGGCGGAACCACUAAAAUGUUUACAGAAAUCUCUUAUAAACAUCUAUGAAAAACUUGGAUCUGAAUCAGCCUCACAAGGAGUAGUUUUGAAACUGAGACAGCUAAUUCAGGAAUUACAGCGAAGUAUUUUAAUAAUUCAAGAUCAAGUAUCGUUUGAAUAUGGAGAUGAACCAACCUCGAUUGAAUCAAAUAUUGACACAUUACAGUCUUUAGUUAAUCCCUUAAAUGCUAUUAAAAAACUGUUUGUGGAAUUUGAUGUGUUGAUGAUUGACAGGUCUCAGUCGACUGGAUAUUCAAAAACAAAUGAAAAUUUACAUUCCAUUAUCAAAAUAAGUCAUGAACUUCAAAUGAUGUUGUCAUCAAUCAUGGUAGAAGAAAAUUACAUAAACAAACAUUCCUUAGACAGUUUAGAUAUGUUUCCAAUUUUCCAAGAUAUAAGUAGUUUACUAACGGAUUUAGAAAAUGCUUUUCGAAGAAUUGAUCUAGUUUGCCAAAAUGAAACUAAUCCUGAUAUAACCGUAUACAAUAAGUUAUGUGAAGCUGUAAGCUCAAUCAAAAAUGAAAAUGCAAAUUUGUAUGCUAAAAUAACACUUGCUUCUAACAAAGCAACAAAUGACAAAAAACAUCCUGUGCAUUUAGUAAAAAAAGAAUGUGAACAUUUUAUCAACAAAUUUUCUGAAAUAUCUAAAGAUUUGGAAGAUAACAAAAUGAAUGAACCAACUUUAGCUUACUGUACGAUGAAAUUUUAUCAAGAUCUCCAAGGGAAUUUGAAGAACUUUUCAGAGUUCAUUAAGGAGUUAGAGAAAGCUAGUGCCGAACCAGCCAGAGAUUCUACCGAUAUAUCUCUCUUAUCCUCUAGCGACACUAUUAAAGAUGUUAAUACCAUCAUGGAAGAGGUAACAGAGACAAGAGUUUCUUUAGAGUCAGUAAGCUUAGAUUCCUGUAAAAAUAAUACCUUGGAAAAAGCACACAAAGAAAUUAAAGUAUUCUGUGAACUCUUUAAGUCCGUGGAAAAUACCAUAGUUGAAAACAUUGUUUCCAAAGAAAAUCAAUACAGUUUUCAACAGGAGGGUGACAAAAGAAGUUUGGCUGUAAUACUGAGCUUAGUAGCAGAGCAACUUCAUAUAAUUGAAACCUAUAUUAAUGUAGAUCAAGAGGCUUUGAAGUCUGCAAACUGCUUGGCUAAUACUAUUCAUGACAUUCAAGAACGUUUAAGUAGUGGCGAUCAAUUUUCAGAACUUAGCAUAUUGCAGGCCUUAAAUAUACCAUUUAAAACAUUUAAAGAUAAUAUCUCAAAAGCAUUAAAAACUAUGAAUGUUAAUGAAGAUAUUACUCCCGUGUCCUCAUACCUUGAUAAAUUUGAAAAAUCUGCCUCUGACUUGGAAUUAGGUCUAAUGAAACUAGAACAUGCUUUGUUAAACUCCACUGGAGAUUUCUCUAGCUUAAAAAACAUUGAUAUUGAAGUAUUAGCACAUCCAAUCGAAGAGUUGGUGUGUUAUAUCAAUACUAUUGAAGGAAAACAGACAAGUUCAUCUGAAACUCUAGCUGAACAAUCAAGCUUAUCCAUGCUUAAAACCCUUGCACAGCCAAUUAGAGAGAUUCAAGAAGGUGUUUUGCAGAUUCAAGAGCAAAUUGUCUUUGAAGCGAGUGGAAAAACACCCUCUGGGAAAUCAUGUGCUGGUAUUCUUUAUGAAAUAGCUAAACCAAUACGAGAAUUGAGAAGUGGUGUGGCAUUAAUUCAAGAGCAGAUUGUUUUAGAACCGGAUGUUGAAACUUUGUCUGAUGAAACUAGAGUAUCAUCUCUUCAGACGUUUGCUGCUCCCAUUGAAGAAAUGAAGAGGGUACUGUCAACCAUCACUGAGCAACAACCACUUCUUUUUGAGGCAGAUGUUGAGUCUAUGUCAGAAAACAUUUCUUUGUUAAAAACAAUUGCACAGCCAGUGAAAGAGCUUCAAAACAAAUUGGCAACAAUUGAAAUAAACCAGAUGAUGGAAAGUGAUGUUGAACCAUUUUAUGUAAAAGAGAACAUAUUAGCUCUAGCUAAACCUGUACAGACACUUCAAGAGAGUAUUGCUUGGGUUGAAAGUCAAAUGCCACUAGAAACCACAGGUGAGGAUAAAUCUAUUUAUAAGAGUAUAGCAAUGCUUAAAGAGAUUGCAAAACCAAUAAUGGAGAUAUCUAAAGGAAUUGCAGUGAUAUUUGAACAACAGCUUAUUGAAGAAGGAAAUUUGGAGGAUGUUACGUCAAUAUCAGAAAUUUCAACUCUAGCAAACAUUACUGAUGUUUCCUUAGGUGAUGCAGCAGUUCAUAUUGAUGAAACAGUUCCGUUAGAACAUGGAAUUUCUCUCAAAGAUAAUACACUUACUCCUCAGUUGGCCAAAACCACCUUAGAAGAAAAUCUUAAACUAGUCGCUAAAGAGCAGCAGCAAGUGUUAUUUGAUGUAAACGCUGAACUUAAAAAUGAUUCAGAGCAAUCUAUUAAAUAUGAACAGCUGACCCCUACCAACCUUCUUACUGUGCAGGAUGUUAAAUCAUCAGUACAAGUUCAAGAACUUGAAAUAUUAUCAGAUGUAAAUACAUUAUCAAUCAGUGAAGAGAAAACAUUGCUCGCUGCUGAACCUAAACUGGAGUCACAAAACACAGCGGUCCAGGGAGAAUUCCAAGACGCUGUUGUUCAAAUAGAUGAACUUCUUGUAGAAAAUCUAGCUGAGGAAAAUGCUGUGUUGAAAGAUGUCUCCUUGAAUAUUGCAGCACAAGUACUUGUUCAAGAAACACUUUCCAACGCUAAACCGUUGACUAGUCAUGAAGAUUUCUCUCCUACAGACGUUACACCUGACACGAUAACUCCUUGUAUAGUUCAAGGAGAACUUCAGCAAUCAUUAGCUGAUGUUGAGAGCUUAGAAACAGAAGAGGAAACUUUAGACUCAAUAAGCAUUCAAGAUACAUCCUUUAUACUUGAGCCUAAUGUUAUUGACUUUCAGCAACCUUUGUCCCUUGUUGAAGAUUUAACAGUAACAGAAAAUAUGUUGUGUGAAGCAGAAAUUGAAAGAAGUGUUAUAGAAGCAGUACAAAAUGCCAACCUCCAAACACUUGAUAAGGAAGCUAGUUUCGAUACAAUUGCCUUUACUUCUGGAAAUGUGGAUAUUUCUGUCACCACACCUAAUAUUGCAGUACAAGGUGAAAUGCAGCAAGCAAUUUCUAACUUGGGAGAUAUUCAAACUGCAAAAUAUAUUAGUGAGUCAGCAAAUGUUGGCGAAAUGACUUUACAAUGCGCUCUCCAAGUAGAAUCUCAGCAAGUCUUAUCGAAUGUUGAUAGCUUUAAAGCGGAAUCAGUUUCAGAAAAAUGUUCACAAACAAUGGUGAUGGAAGAAAGUCACCAUAAGAAUGUUGCUGUUAAAUCACAUGUACAAGAAUUUCUCUCAGUGGUUGAACAAAUUGAAAAAAGUAAAAACGAGCUACAAGCUAAUGUUACUCAGGAACCUCUGACUAAUGAGGCAUUGAAGCAAGAAGUGCAACAAGCACUGGAAGUUGCAGAAGAAAUAAUUAUGUUGAAAUGUGAGAUAGAAGAAACUAUGCAGGGCAAAUCUAAUGUCAAUGUUGAACUUCCAGAUAUGUCACACGUUUUAUCAACAUGUAAACAAGUAAAAAUGUUAAAAGAAACACUACAGCAUGAGCCUAAAAAACACCCAGAAAUAGAUAUAGGGGUUGAGAAUAUAUUAGAGUUAGCUGAAAGUUUAGGAAAACGCAUUGAAGGUCUUCAAACAAAUACUUCCAAUGAAAGUACUCUAAAAGAUGUUGAAAGUGUGUCAACUAAAGCUGAUGACAGUUUGAACGUCGGAAAGCCUAUUGCUGAGGGGAAAAGUGUUGUAUCAACUAGUGAAACAGACUCCAAUGAUAGACCUAACUUGAAAGAGCUAAGUUUUGCCAAUUCAAAGGAUGUACUUGAAACUCAAUUUCAGCAAUUUGUCCAUGCAGUCCAGGAUGUGUCAGAUAUAACAGAAACGUUUAAGGCUAAGACUAUACAAGAGCCUGCUAUAAACCAUGCAGUGCAACAAGAAUUUACAGAAAUCCUCACUUCUGUAAAUGAAAUUAUAAAUGCAACAACAAUUUUGGAAUCUUCUGCUUACCAAGAGGGGUCCUUCAAACUGUCUUCCCAGAUUGAAAUUCAACAAGUUUUGUUAGUUUGUGACAGGCUUGAUAAACUGAAGGAUGCAGUUGAGGCAAAGUUGUCAAAAGAAGUAAAAAUCUAUUCAGCUCUAGAAUCUGAACUCCAGCAAAUUUUAACAACCGUCAAUUCAUUUGAAACAAUCAAAAAUAAUUUAACUGCUAGCAUAAAGGAAAUUGAAACAACACUUGAAACGGCAAAUAUAGUUGUCCAAAAUGUGCUAACUUCAAAUAGAGAUUCAGAGACAAAAAUUAAGAAGGAAAAUGAACAAGUGGAUAAUGUUGAAAUGCCUUCUAAGAGUAAAAAAGACCAAACUGCUGGAGAAACUGAUCAAGCCAAAGUAGACAUCUCUGACAGUAUAUCAGUGACAAAAUUAGAACCAGUUACAGACCAAGAAAUAAUAUACACUACUGAACAAAGCAAGGUUAGAAGAAUAGCUGAUAAAGAAGAGAUGCAAAUGAAAAAAGAAACUAAAGUUGAAAUAAUUCAAGGUAAAACAGACACGGAGGUUGUCAAAAAACCGGAACCAGAAAGAAAAGAAAUUGAUUCCAAUGUGGAAGAGAGAAAAGUAAAUGAUCAAGAAAGAAUUGAACCCAAGCGGGAUGAUGAAUCAAGUAUAUUAAAAAAAUCAGAUACAAUAAAGAAAGUUUAUCCUGAAAAAGAAAUACCUACUGAGAGUAAAAAUGAUCAAAGAACUGAAAAAAUAGAUCAAGCAAAAGAGGAUAGUUCUGAAAGUUUAUCUGUGGAAAAAUCAGGCACGGUUACCAAAAAGGAAAUGAAUGACAUUAGUGAGGUAAGCGAGACUAAAGUAAUUGUUGAUGAAAAUGAGACAAGAACAAAAGAUGAAACCAUCAGUGAAGAUGUUCAGACUGUGAAAAAGUCAGACACAGCUAUAGUCCAAGAAAUGAAAGAUUCUAAUGAACGAAAUGAGGGCAAAAUAAUUUCUGAUAUAGACAAGGCAAAAAGAAAAGAUGAAGCCAGCAGUAAAGAUAUUCAAAAGAAAACAGACACAGAGGUUUCCCAAAAAUCAGAAGCAGAAAUGAAAGAUACUGGUUCAAAAAUUGAAGAGAGGAAUGAAAGUGAUAAUGCAAGCGUAAAGAACAAAUCGGAGACCACAAAGAAAGUUUCACCCAAAAAGGAAAAGCCUGCUGAAGAUACAAGGGACCAAAUUGAUGAAAGAACUGAUCAAGUAAAAGAAUACACCUCUGAAAGUGUACUAGUGAAGAAAUCAGAUACUGCUAUAGACCAAGAAGUAAAAGAAAAAGAUGCUAAUGAUACUUUGUUAAAGCAGGUUAAAAUAAUCGCCAAUAAGGACAAGACAAAAGAUGAAAUCAGCAGUAAAGAUAUUACAAAUGAAACGGACACAGAGGUUUCAAACAAAUCAGAAGCAGAAAUUAAAGAAUCUGAUUCAAAAGCUAGGGAUAAGAAGCAAAGUCUUGGAGGUAGUGUAAAUAAAAAAUCAGAUACAGCAACAAAAGUUUCAUCCAAAAUGGAAAUGCCUUCUGACAGUAUAAACGAACAAACUGAUCAAGCAAAAGAAGAGACCUCUGAAAGUCUAUUAGUUUUAAAAUCAGAUACAGCUACAGACAAAGAGUUAAAAGACGCCAAUGAACAAAGCAAGGUUGAAAUAAUUGCCGAUACUGACAAGACAAAAACAAAAGAUGAAACCAGCAUCAAAGAACUUGAAAAGAAAACUGACACAGGGGUCACUAAAAAAUCAGAAGCUGAUUCCAAAAUUGAAGAAAAAAAGAAAAGUGAUGAAGCUAUUGAAAGCAAAAUAUCAGAGAUUACAAAGAAAGUUUCACCUAAAAAAGAAAAGUCUUCUGAGAGUAAAAAGGACCAAUCUGCAGAAAUAACUUAUCAAGUAAAAGAAGACACCAUUGAAAGUUUAUCGUUGGAAAAAUCAGACAAAGAAGUAAAAAAUGUGAACGAACAAAGCAAGGUCAAAAUGAUUGCCAAUACAGACAACACAAAAACAAAAGGUGAAACCAGCGUUAAAGAAAUUGAAAAGAAAACAGAUACAGAGGUAAGAGAAAAACCUGAAGCAGAAAUAAAAGAAACUGAUUCCAAAGUUGAAGAUAAGAAGAAAAGUGAUGAAGCUAGUGUAAAGAAAAAAUCAGAGACAGCAAAGAAAGUUUCAUCAGAAGAUGAAAAGCCUCCUGAGAGUAAAAAGGACAAAACUGUUGAAAAAACUGAUCAAACAAAAGACGUGACCUCUGAAAGCGUAUUGGUUUUAAAAUCUGACAAGGAAGUAAAAGAUACUAGUGAACAAAGCAAGGUUGAAAUAAUUCUUGAUACUGACAAGACAAAGUCAAAAGAAGAAACCAGCAUCAAAGAACUUGAAAAGAAAACUGACACUGAGAUCACUAAUAAAUCAGAAGGUGAAAUAAAAGAAGCUGAUUCCAAAAUUGAGGAGAAAAAGAAAAGAGAUGAAGCUAGUGAAAAUAAAAAAUCAGAGACUACAAAGAAAGUUUCGCCUAAAAAAGAAAAGCCCUCUGAGAGUAAAAAGGACCAAUCUGCUGAAUUAACUGAUCAAGUAAAAGGAGAGACCACUGAAAGCGUAUCUUUGAAAAAAUCAGACACAACUACAGACAAAGAAGUAAAAGAUGGGAAUGAACAAAGCAUGGUUAAAAUGAUUGCCAAAACAGACAAGACAAAAACAAAAAAUGAAACCAGUGUUAAUGAAAUUGGAAAUAAAACAGACACAGAUAUUAUGAAUAAACAAAAAGAAGAAAUAAGAGACGUUGACUUUAAAAUUGAACAGAGGGAAAAAAGUGAUGAAGUAAGUGCAAAGAAUGAAUCAGAGACCACAAAGAAAGUUUCACCGAAAAAAGAAAAGCCUCUUGAGAGUAAAAAGGACAUGACUGUUGAAAAAACUGAUCAAACAAAAGAAGUGUCCUCUGAAAGUGUAUCGGUUAUAAAAUUAGACAAGGAAGUAAAAGAUACCAGUGAACAAAGCAAGGUUGAAAUAAUUCCCGAUACUGACAAGACAAAAUCAAAAGAUGAAACCAGAAUCAAAGACCUUGACAAGAAAACUAACACAGAGGUCACUAAUAAAUCAGAAGGUGAAAUAAAAGAGGCUGAUUCUAAAAAUGAAGAGAAAAAGAAAAGUGACGAAGCUAGUGAAAAGAAAAAAUCAGAGACUACAAAGAAAGUUUCACCUAAAAAAGAAAAGCCUGAGAGUAAAAAGGACCAAUCUGCUGAAUUAACUGAUCAAGUAAAAGAAGACACCACUGAAAGCUUAUCUUUGAAAACAUCAGACACAACUACAGACAAAGAAGUCAAAGAUGUGAACAAACCAAGCAAUGUUAAAAUGAUUGCCAAUACAGACAAAACAAAAGAUGAAACCAGCGUUAAAGAAAUUGAAAAGAAAACAGACACAGAGGUAAUGAAAAAAUCUGAAGCAGAAAUAAAAGAAGCUGAUUCCAAAGCUAAAGAUAAGAAGAAAAGUGAUGAAGCUAGUGUAAAGAAAAAUACAGAGACAGGAAAAAAAGUUUCAUCAGAAGACGAAAAACAGAGGGAAAAAAGUGAUGAAGUAAGUGCAAAGAAUGAAUCAGAGACCACAAAGAAAGUUUCACCGAAAAAAGAAAAGCCUCUUGAGAGUAAAAAGGACAUGACUGUUGAAAAAACUGAUCAAACAAAAGAAGUGUCCUCUGAAAGUGUAUCGGUUAUAAAAUUAGACAAGGAAGUAAAAGAUACCAGUGAACAAAGCAAGGUUGAAAUAAUUCCCGAUACUGACAAGACAAAAUCAAAAGAUGAAACCAGAAUCAAAGACCUUGACAAGAAAACUAACACAGAGGUCACUAAUAAAUCAGAAGGUGAAAUAAAAGAGGCUGAUUCUAAAAUUGAAGAGAAAAAGAAAAGUGACGAAGCUAGUGAAAAGAAAAAAUCAGAGACUACAAAGAAAGUUUCACCUAAAAAAGAAAAGCCUGAGAGUAAAAAGGACAAAACUGUUGAAAAAACUGAUCAAACGAAAGAAGUGACCUCUGCAAGUGUAUCGGUUAUAAAAUCAGACAAAGAAGUAAAAGAUACUAGUGAACAAAGCAAGGUUGAAAUAAUUCUUGAUACUAACAAGACAAAAUCAAAAGAUGAAACCAGCUUUAAAGAAAUUGAAAAGAAAACUGACACAGAGGUUAACAAAAAAUCAGAAGCAGAUAUAAAAGAAUCUGAUUCCAAAAUUGAAGAGAAAAAGAAAAAGGAUGAAGCUAGUGUAAUAAAUAAAAAAGAAGCUACAAAGAAAGCAUCACCCAAAAAAGAAAAGCCUUCUGAGAGCAAAAAGAAUCAAACUGCUGAACAAACUAGUCAAGAAAUUGAAGGGGAUGGUUUGAAAAAACUAGCUACAACACCAAAUAGUACGGUCAAGAAUGCUGAUGAAGAAAAGGAAAAGCAUUUAAUGCAAAAAGUGGAGGUAAAUGCUGAAAUAGCAAUUACUAAAGAGAAGAUGUCAAACAUAGACGUUGAUACACACAAGGAAAAAUCUAGUUCUGAUACAUAUUCCAAUCUUAUGGUGGAUGAAACCAAAAGCAGUGAAAAGGAACCAAAGAAAACCGAAAAAACAUCAAUUAAAAAGUCUGAAGUUAAAAAAGGACGAAAAGAUUCUGGAACUGGAUUGGGAGGUAGUGGGAAAAUCACUAAGGAAAUCACUGAAACUAAAUUUGAUGAUCAAGUAAAUGCAUUAUCUACACUAGAGUCAGCUUCAAGAGGUAAAACUAAAGACAUAAUCACAAGUGAGGUGGCAAAAGAUACUAAGACUAUGAACUUUGAAGUUAACACAGUAAGUGAUACUUCAAUACCCAAGGAAACUGAGCAAGUAUCUGUUAAAGAAUCAGGAAUAGACAUUGUAUAUGGUAAAGAGCCAGUUAGUAAAAUAAGGUCAACAAAGAAGCAAGAUAAGUCAGGCUUAGAAGAAAAAUGCAAAAGCAAUAAGGGUAAACAAACCACUGUUAAGGACCAAGAUAAUUUGCAGGAAACACUCUUUAUUGUUGAGAAAGAAGACAGUGAACACAUGUCAUAUUUAGAUGAAAGUUCAACAUCAGAUUAUGGCUCUGAAUCACAUUCAGAACCAUACCAAAUCAGGAAAAGUCAGAGCUAUAGCAGCAGACAAUGGAUUGGUGAUUCCAAGACUAGAACAGAGGAUGUAACACCUAGAGUUUCAUCCAAGCUUACAAGAGAAAGGAAGUGUGAAGAAUAUGGUGUUUCUGAACAUGAGAAAAUUUCAUACUCACGCAGGCAGAAUACCAGCAAGCCCUUGUUCUGUGGUCGCCUGGUGGACCGGACAGCAGCCCAGGGUACUAGAUUCAAGGUUACCUGCAGCCUUACAGGCUCACCUGACCCAACAGUCCAAUGGUACAAGGAUGGGCAUCUGGUAGAUACCUCACUGGACCAUAGGUAUCGGACACGGUUGUCUGAUGGACUAGCCAGUCUGGAGAUUACUGAUGCCAAGGUGGGAGACUCUGGGAAGUACACUUGUGUGGCUAGUAACCCUCAUGGAGAAACAUCCACCACAGCCAACAUCAAGGUGUUCUCCUAUAUGGAAUCUGCUCCAGAGGCACCUGUCUUCACUCAACACAUUCGAGACCACUACAAGAGUAUGUCUGAUGAACUGGUGAUCGAGUGCAGAGUGAAGGGUCACCCACUCCCAAGUGUCAUGUGGACCAAGGACGGUCAGCCGCUGCGCUCAUCGUCACGCUACCAGCAGAGUGUACUGACUGAUGGCACGUGUCGUCUUGUCGUGCACGGGCCUGAACCUGCUGACUCUGGCUUGUAUAAGUGUACAGCGGAGAAUGCUGUGUGGUCUGAACAGACCUCGGCCAACAUCACAUUUGAUGGACGUGACAAAUAUUUGGCGGAUAGUAGGAGUCUCACUGAUCUCAAGUUGCCGAGGAUCACCAACAUUGUGUCUGACACUGCAGUGAGGGAAGGUGGAACAGUGGCGCUACAAGUGGCUAUCAAAGGCACUCCCAGAGCGGAGGUGACGUGGUACCGAGGUUCUCAACCUCUGCCCAAACGGUCCUCUCGGUUCCGGUACCUGGAGGAUGCCGGGGUCUACUCCCUGGUGAUGACUGAAGCUUCUGCCUCAGAGGCUGGCAUAUACACUUGCAGAGCCAGCAAUGCUCAUGGAUACAGGGACACUAGUGUGAAUGUAGAGAUUGUUGGCACCGCUGGAGGGUCGACUUCUGGUAGAGGUAAACCAGCCAUGUUUCUGUCCAGACCAGACACCAGCAUGAGCAUAGCCGUGGGUGAAGAUGUAUCCAUCUCCUUCCGUGUCAGUGGCGACCCCAAGCCUAGAGUGUCGUGGAUGAAGGGUAUGAGAGACAUCACCAACAACCUCAGAACAUUGAAGGAGACUGUCAAUGACUACGUUAGACUAACACUCAAGCAUGCUACCGUCAUGGACGCAGGAACUUACUUCAUAAUGGCCAAAAACAUCUAUGGAGCUGACCACGCAUUUGUCACAGUCAGGGUGAAGCAGCGAGCUCGCUCAUUGACACCGACUCGAGCCACAAUCUGGAGUGCUCCGGACACAUCUACAAUCCUGAAGGACAUUCACGAGUCUACCAGAGCGCUUGUUAACGAUGUGCCAGGUCCUAUCAGCAGUGCGCCAGUGGUCUCAGACUGUGGCAAGAACUGGUUGUCUCUGUCAUGGGGCAAACCUGAGCACCGCGGCGCAGCUCCUGUACUGGCUUAUAAAGUGGAGUCAUGGUUACUAGGAACUGAGGGUGGCGCACACUGGACUGAGCUUGGAGUUACUCCCAUCAACAGUUUCGAUGUGUUCUUCCUGAAACCUGGAUCCGAGUACCAGUUUCGUAUAACCACCCGUAACCGGUAUGGGUGGGGCGAGUCGGUUACAACAACAGAGCCUAUCUCUGUAGGCAAUGCGGCCAACUUCCCACCAGACAUUGUGCGAGACUUGCCUGGUCCUCUGAAAGCACUGCAGGGAGACAAUGUUACAUUGGAGUGUGAGAUUAAUGGAGACCCACCACCUACGAUCCAAUGGCUCAGAGACGGCCAGAAUGUUGGAACUGUGGCAGCACUGAAGGGUCGAGUGUUUGUGGUGGACGAUCAGCUGGUCCAUCGUCUCAUCAUCAAACAGCUGACCGAGGAUGACUCAGGCCGCUACGUGUGUGAGGCUGUUAACAAGGUGGGGCGAGCUUCAACGUACGCGAGACUACUAGUAGUCACUGAUCCUCGUCUACUGGACGCUGACCGGAAACUGAAAGAGAGUCUGUUGGAGCAGCACGAGUCUGCACCACAGAUCACCAUGAGACUAAGAGACCGCAGAGUACAAGCCUCUUAUCCUGUGAGAUUGUCAUGCCAGGUGAUUGGCAGUCCGGCCCCGACAGUGACUUGGGCUAGUCAUGGCCAGCCUAUCACUGCUGACGAUCGUCAUCAGAUAGUGCAGGAGGCAGACCACUUCCACACUCUGGAGAUCUGCCGCACACUGCUGGAGGACAGUGGAGAGUACACAAUGACAGCACAGAACUGUCUAGGAGCUGUUAGCUGUCACUGUCAGCUGGUGGUGGACAAGGGUAUCCGAGCGUAUAUAUCCCCGGAGUUCAUCUGUGAACUGUCCCCUGCAGUCACUGUCAGGGAGGGGGCAGAGUUGAGACUGUUUGCUCAAGUAGAAGCCUACCCAACUGUCAGCAUCUCAUGGCAGAGAGAUGGAGUGCGGCUUCGCCCCAGCCGACGACUAGUGAUGACGCUAGACCCAGAGGGCCGAGUAGAGCUCGCGUUGGCACACCUUACUGAGAGAGAUGCCGGUCUGUACACCUGCAGUGCUACCAAUGCGGUGGGCCGAGCAGAGACUGUGUGUCAGGUGUUUGUGACGGGUGGUACACCUGUUGCGGCCGGAGUGCCUACGAUCACCACAUCUAAUGUGCCGUACUCCAAAGAGCCCAGGUUCGUGACCAAGCCUCGGUCCAGUGAGGCUGUUGAAGGAGACACUGUGGUCAUCACAUGUGAAGUGGUGGGAGACCCUCGGCCGGAGGUCAUGUGGCUACGAGACUGGCUUAAGCCAGGCUACUACAGAGACGCUCCUCAGUUUAGACAAGUGGGCGACGGCUCCCAGUACAGCCUAGAGAUCCCACAAGUGAAACUCGACUUCACCGGAACCUACUGUGUGAUCGCCCGAAAUACUCAUGGCGAGACCAAGGCGAUAAUAUCACUCCAGAUAUAUGCCAAAGGCCAAGGAAAAGAAUCGUCCAUGGUAUCUGGACAUGUAAAACAUGGUCAGGUGGAGACUCUGCCGGAAAUCAAGCGUGAGUUGAAGGACCUCCGUUGUUGUGACGGAGACGCUGUCACUUUGGAGUGUCUGGUGUCGGCCACACCACUGCCGUCCGUGCGCUGGGAGAAAGACGGCAAGAUUCUACCUCUAGGAGAAGACAUUGAGGCUGAGUUAGACGGAGAAGUCGCUAGGCUCAUUAUAAAGAAGGUUUACCCUGAAGAUGAGGGCCAGUACAGCUGUGUCGCUUAUAACGACCUAGGACGAGCUGUUACAACCGCUUGUCUUGUGGUUGAUGUUCCUGAAGAGAAAGAGACACUACUGAGUCAGCAGCUGACACGUCCUCCGGGGUUGUUGUCUGCCAGGUCGACACCCCGCUCCACCCCACGCAACACUCCCUCCCCCGCCAGGAGUCUCUCACCUACCCCUGCCAGAUACCGAGAGUUUUCUUCGCCGUCCUUCUCCAGACCCAAGCGAGUGAAGAUGUCAUCGCCCAAGUUCUACACAGUGCCUCACAACCGCAUUGCUGAGGAAGGAGAGACAGUUAGGUUCCAGUGUUCUGUGGCGGGUCACCCCACUCCUUGGGCCAGUUGGGAUAAGGAUGGCCACAUAGUGACCCCGUCGUCGCGUCUAAGCGUGACAGAACGUGAUGACUUGCGGACGCUGGAGCUGAGGGAAGUUACGGUGGAAGACGCAGGGCUCUAUAGAGUGACACUGGAGAACGAGAUGGGCAGCAUCGAGGCGACCGCUCGACUAGAUAUAAUUGGUCGCCAAGGGUCACGUACCAGGUCAGUACGAGCUUGGAGUGCUGUCAGGUCGUCGCCGACGUUUGGUCGUCGUCUGGUCGGCUCAGCUGCCAGGGUGGGAGGUACCUUCACACUCAACUGCGACGUUCAUGCUUCCCCCUCCCCUGUAACUUCGUGGUACAGGAACGGAGAGAUGUUGGUCAAGUCCUCCCGUGUCAUACCUACCUGGGAUGGACGGAGAGCCAAGCUGGAACUGCAUAGUUUGCAGCCUGAAGACGCAGGAGUGUACACGUGUGUGGCAGAGAACGCUGUCGGCACAACUCAGUGUUCUGCAGAGCUUAGAGUACUGCAGACGUCAGACCCUAGUGAUGCAGAUCUGCAGCCUCCAGUGUUCCUGCAGGGUCUGCCUCCAGAACAGACAGCAGCUGAGGGACAGCCCUUUGAGCUGCAAGUGCGACUUCAAGGUAGCAGCCCCCUGGAGGUGGUCUGGGUGAAGGACGGUGUGGAGGUGCCAGAUUGUCCUGACCUACGCCAUGUCGACUACGGAGAUGGCAGGUUCGGUCUCCGCAUCGCCGAUGUGUUUGUGGCCGACGGAGGGAUAUACAACUGUGAGGCUUUCAACAAUCACGGAGACGCCAUUACCUCGGGUCACCUCAUAGUCAAUGACCUGAGUGGUGGCGAGGGUGGUAGCAGUGAGCCGGAGAUUGUAUUCACCAAAACACCAAGCCCCGUAUUGGCAAGACUGAGAGGGAAGGCUAGUUUCUGUGCUCGGUUACAGAGCCGACCCUUGUCUCAUACUUCUUUCAGUUGGACGGUUAACGGCCGAAGUGUCAACAGCGACGACAGGUUUACGGUUACAACAGAGGAUGACUGCAGUAUGCUGCACGUAGGGGAGGUCCACACUUGUGACAUGGGAGCUGUGACAUGCACGGCCAGAGUGUGCUCUCCUGGAGUUCCUCCGACCACAGUGUCGUGCGACACCACGCUGGGGCUGGACCCGUCUCCAGGGGCCCCCGCUGAGCUGCUGCGGGGCCCCAGCGACACCACAGCCAUGCGGGGCGACCGAGUGCUGCUCAAGGCGACGUACCGCGGUGAUCCUGAACCUUCUGUGCGCUGGCUUAAGGCGGGCCGAGAGCUGAGCUCCGAAGGUCGGGUGCAGAUAACUUCAAGAGACGGGGUAUCCUGUCUUACCAUCUCCGCCAUAGACGCAGAUGACAGUGGCAAGUACGUCGUCAGCGUAGAGAACAUUCAUGGCGCAGACUGCCACUUCGCCUCUGUAGCCGUGGAGGGUCCACCAGAAGCCCCCGCUGCACGUCCCAGUGUCUCUGCCGCGGGGCCGGGUUGUGUGACCGUGGCUUGGUCCAGCCCCGCCUAUGAUGGAGGCUGUGUCAUCACCGGGUACAGUGUGGAGAUGAGGACAGCUCUGUCACACCAGUGGAAUGUGGUUGCUGACAGAUGCCACUCACUGUCACAUGUGGUCCGAGGACUGACUCCAGGACAGACUUAUCUGUUCAGGGUGAGAGCAGAGAACAUCCACGGAGCCAGUGAGAGCAGCGCUGAGUCCUUCCCCUUCACACUACAGUUGCCCCACACAGGUUUGCGGGAAGACGAAGGUGAAGGAGAGGGCGAGACAGAGACAGUUGUAGAGGAGAGGUUGGUAGUCCCUCAGCCUGGUGAUGAGUUCCUGGAACGCUACUCUGUACAUGAGGAGCUGGGCAAGGGCCGAUACGGGGUCGUCCACAAGGUAACAGAUCUGCGGACAGGCCACACGAUGGCUGCCAAGUUUGUACGCUGCAUCAAGAAGCAAGACAGAGAGAAAGUACAGGAGGAGAUAGACAUAAUGAACUGUCUGAGGCAUCCCAAGCUGCUGCAACUUGCUGCGGCCUUUGACAACCCCAAGGACAUGGUCAUGGUCAUGGAAUACAUCUCCGGAGGUGAGUUGUUUGAGAGAGUUGUGGCUGAUGACUUCACACUCACAGAGAGAGAUUGUAUACUGUUUCUGCGACAGAUCUGUGAAGGCGUCAGAUACAUGCACACCUGCCAAGUUGUUCAUCUAGACCUUAAGCCAGAGAACAUCAUGUGUCACACAAGGACGUCGCAUCGUGUCAAGAUCAUCGACUUCGGCCUCGCACAGAAGCUCCAGUCCAACACUCCGGUCCGAGUGUUGUUUGGAACUCCCGAGUUCAUUCCUCCUGAGAUCAUCAACUACGAACCCAUUGGUGUAGAGUCCGACAUGUGGUCUGUGGGGGUCAUCUGCUAUGUCCUACUGUCAGGGCUGUCACCCUUCAUGGGGGAUAACGACGCUGAGACAUUUGCCAACAUCACUCGGGCCGACUUCGACUUUGACGACGAAGCAUUCGAAGCCAUCUCCCAAGACGCUAAAGACUUCAUCAGUUCACUUCUUAUCAAGAGAAAAGAGAAGAGACUAACAGCAGAGGAAUGUCUAAAGCACAAGUGGCUCACACAAAGUGACACAACUAUGAACAGUGUCAAGCUGUGUACAGACAAACUCAAGAAGUUCAUCAUCAGGAGGAAGUGGCAGAAGACAGGGAAUGCUAUCCGGGCGCUGGGACGUAUGGCAACACUGUCUGCGGCUAGUAGACGCAACUCUAGCACCAGCACGCCCCCCUCCCCCCGCCCCUCCCUGGCUGCCUCACGUCUGUCUAGCCUGGACGAGGAGGGGAGGGGCGACCGUGACCGAGCACGGGGCAGAGUAUGCAGUGAGCGCAGUGACAGUGGCAUCAGUGACUGUAGCAGUAUCAACACCUCGGCUACCCCCACCACUCCCUGCCAUCUCCUCAACAAGAAAUACUCUAUUUGCGAAGAGCCCGAGCACGACCUUAGUAGUUGUAGACUAACUGAGCACGGUGUGACUGUUAACAAACUGUGUGACGGUGUUAACGGCAAAGCCUCUAAUGUUUCAGUCGCUGCCAAGAAACGAACGACAAAUAGCUUAAGACUCGACAGUGAGCCCGCCAAAGCGCCUUCUCCCACUUUACAAAAGGACGCUAAACUAUUCGGCAAAAGUGAAAACUUCCAAAAGGCCUUCGCUUUUUGGAAACAGUAAUACCAUGUACAAAGCCUUCGCAGUGCCCGUUGCCAAAGUUAUUGUUAAUGAAACAGAUUGUUCUAUACGGAUAGAAUAGUUGUGUUUUCAGUUUUAGUCUAUUGUUAUGCUUAUAGCCGAGUAAAUAUAGCUUUUAUCGUCAAUUGUUAUCAUAAUGAUAACUUAUUUCGUAUCAUUUAAUAUAUUGUAUCCUGUAUUGUUACUAUUAGCGUCAAUAAAUUAAAAUUUUAUUUAUUAAA
This is a messenger RNA of Macrosteles quadrilineatus (aster leafhopper), 22334 nucleotides long. RefSeq names its product muscle M-line assembly protein unc-89-like. Gene Ontology annotation, biological process: protein phosphorylation. NCBI's taxonomy places the organism in Eukaryota, Metazoa, Arthropoda, Insecta, Hemiptera, Cicadellidae. The record is from RefSeq and is a predicted model, not a curated record. The coding region runs from base 61 to 22095 and encodes 7344 amino acids. Gene Ontology annotation, molecular function: ATP binding; protein kinase activity; protein binding. The transcript is spliced from 58 exons.